Molecule: messenger RNA, 504 nt
Organism: Bipolaris victoriae FI3
Lineage: Eukaryota; Fungi; Ascomycota; Dothideomycetes; Pleosporales; Pleosporaceae
Exons: 1
Coding region: 1-504 (167 amino acids)
Source: RefSeq, a predicted model, not a curated record
AUGCUGACCCACGCCGUACCACGACUUGAUGGCAUCAUCAGACAAAACGUGACCGGGGAACCGAUGGCAUCAUUACUUGGUGCCAACUACGGCCGGGGGCUGGGUGGGAAACAGCCAAGUCCAGGAACUCGACUACAGUACCGUAGUACGGUUGGCAGUGUGUGUGUGAGGGGGGCACUAGAGGCAAGAGGUAUGACAGAAGCGCUCAAGCGACCCGGGCUGUAUCACUGUGUACACACAAAGACUUGCAGUCGAAGAGAGGUGUGGACGAUGACCUUUAAUGGUCGCAGUCACACGGCGGCCUCGUGGGCUAGGGCGUGUAGCAGAUAUGCACCGGUGGAAAUAAACGUGCAGUGCAGCGCAGCCGGCGCGAUGUGGGAGGGAGCGGAUCGUGGAGAAAGGCGGGCGUCCGUGUCUACCUCCUACCUGGCACUUGCUACUUGCUACUACUUGCAGUCCCUCCACCUCCACCACCAAGCUGGCCAGAAUAGAUACUGCAGUUGA